Molecule: messenger RNA, 933 nt
Organism: Triticum urartu
Lineage: Eukaryota; Viridiplantae; Streptophyta; Magnoliopsida; Poales; Poaceae
Product: large ribosomal subunit protein eL18x-like
Biological process (GO): translation
Cellular component (GO): ribosome; cytosolic large ribosomal subunit
Molecular function (GO): structural constituent of ribosome; RNA binding
Source: RefSeq, a predicted model, not a curated record
CGGACCCAACACAACACGGGGUUCCCGACCUGGUGCUGGUGCGCACAAACCCAUUCGAGUCAGACUCCACCGCCGAGCCUAUAUAUGCCUCACUCUUUCGGCUCGCCCGCAAAACCCUAGAACCCACCCCUACGCCGCCGCCGCCGCCGCCGCCAUGGGUAUCGACCUCGUCGCCGGCGGCCGUAACAAGAGGACCAAGCGCACCGCGCCAAAGUCGGACGAUGUCUACCUCAAGCUUCUGGUGAAGCUCUACCGCUUCCUGGUGAGGAGGACCAAGAGCCAGUUCAAUGCCGUGAUCCUGAAGCGCCUCUUCAUGAGCAAGACCAACCGCCCGCCGCUCUCGCUUUGUCGCCUCGUCAAGUUCAUGGACGGCAAGGAUAACCAAAUCGCUGUGGUCGUGGGCACCAUAACAGAUGACAAGAGAGUUUACGAGGUGCCGGCGAUCAAGGUGGCAGCGCUCAGGUUCACUGAGACGGCAAGGGCCCGCAUUGUGAAUUCCGGUGGAGAAUGCCUCACCUUUGACCAGCUGGCCCUUCGUGCUCCUCUUGGCCAGAACACGGUUCUCCUGAGGGGCCCUAAGAACGCCCGUGAGGCAGUGAGGCACUUCGGUAAGGCUCCUGGUGUGCCGCACAGCCAUACCAAGCCUUAUGUCCGCUCGAAGGGAAGGAAGUUUGAGAAGGCAAGAGGAAGGAGGAACAGCAGAGGCUUCAAGGUCUAGGUUGUUGCUUGUUCAUGUGCUACACAGCUCUUGUUUGAGUCUGAGUUAUGUUAUUAUUAAGUGCUAGGAUCAUCUAAAUUUUGUUCGAACGUCAUGCACUGUGUAAGAAAUUUACAUCUGUUUUACCUGAUACUGUACUGUUUAACCUCUCUCAACUGGAAAUCUUUCAAGUAUCUGAUCCUCUUGAAUGAAGUAUGAUGGAUUGUUUGGCUGCC